UUACAUAGGCAUUCAAACUGUCACAUUACAUUUAUUUGCUAUUGAAUUUCACAAGAUUUUUAUUUUAAUAAUUUGUAGCUGAAACCAUGGAUAAUGCUGAAACAAUGAGUACCGUAUUCUUAAAAAAAAUAUUGCUGAAAAAUCCGGAAACCGAUAAAAAGCGUUACAUAUAUCUGCAUAGUGAGUGGCAUGAGAAACAGCUCGUCAAAUUAUUUGUGAAAGAAUCGUCCACAACGCAUUAUUAUGAAGGAAAAGUGGACGCCAAAGAUUUUGUAGAGGCUGCAGAGGAACUGGAUAUUUCGUUGGACGAAUAUUUGGACAAUCUCCAGAAAGUGCUAACCACAGAUAUUGGCUUGACUGGCUUUGAAAUUGAGUUGGAACGUGAAAAUAAAAUACUGCGUGUGAACCGAACUGGGGAUGUGGAGAUUAUGUAUGUGGAAAUACAAUUGAGGGAAGCUGAUAAAAAUUAUGAUAUGUUGGACGUUGCAUUGCAAACGAUCAACAAUGAAAAAAGUAAAAAUGAAGAUCAGGUGGUAGAAAAAGCGCUAACAAAUGUAAUCGGUGCUGUUGAAGAGGUACUGCAAGAGAAAGAGGAAUGGAAACAGAAGAUGCUGAGCAGAUUUGUUUUAAUAUUGAAUGAGAAGAAAAAUAAAAUAGCCCGAAUAGAAAAGGAAUUGGAAAAGGCACACAAGGAGAAGAGGCGCGCCAGUUCUACACAAAUGGUUGUGCAGGAUAAGGAGCAAGAUAUGAUUACAGAUGAGCAAGCUAAUAGCAGUGACGAUGACUUCAGUGCUCCUACACAGCGGUUUACACCACCAACUACAGACACGUAAUAAAAUCCGUACAUAUAAAUUUAAUAAGUAUUUUAAAAUAUGUAAACAAAUAUCUGUUGUAUUAAAUUUUUAUAUAUAAUAGUUGUUAAUAUAAUACAAUU
Zeugodacus cucurbitae (melon fly) is the source of this 934-nucleotide messenger RNA. Its product is annotated as DNA repair protein XRCC4-like. Gene Ontology annotation, biological process: double-strand break repair via nonhomologous end joining; response to X-ray; DNA recombination. The transcript has a single exon. The record is from RefSeq and is a predicted model, not a curated record. Gene Ontology annotation, molecular function: DNA binding. Gene Ontology annotation, cellular component: nucleus; DNA ligase IV complex; DNA-dependent protein kinase-DNA ligase 4 complex. Bases 87 to 833 code for a protein of 248 amino acids. NCBI's taxonomy places the organism in Eukaryota, Metazoa, Arthropoda, Insecta, Diptera, Tephritidae.